This is a messenger RNA of Eruca vesicaria subsp. sativa (arugula), 1008 nucleotides long. NCBI's taxonomy places the organism in Eukaryota, Viridiplantae, Streptophyta, Magnoliopsida, Brassicales, Brassicaceae. The record is from the annotation of a GenBank genome assembly.
AGGGCUCGCUUUUUCUAACACUGGUCGGACCCCGACAACGUUUACAUCUCCUUCCUCAUCGCAAUCCAUCAGUGUGAAAUUGAAAAAGAUCGAGAGAAAAAUGAGCGGAGCGGGUAAGAAAGUAGCAGAUGUGGCAUUCAAAGCGUCCAGGACUAUAGAUUGGGAAGGGAUGGCUAAGGUCCUUGUCACCGACGAGGCUCGAAGAGAGUUCUCUAACCUCCGUCGCGCUUUCGAUGAGGUCAACACUCAGCUCCAAACCAAGUUCAGUCAGGAGCCUGAACCAAUUGAUUGGGAUUUCUACAGAAAGGGUAUUGGCUCUGGCAUUGUUGACAUGUACAAGGAAGCUUAUGACAGCGUUGAGAUUCCCAAGUACGUGGACAAUGUUACCCCUGAAUACAAGCCUAAGUUUGAUGCUUUGUUGGUGGAACUGAAAGAAGCAGAACAGAAGUCUCUGAAGGAGUCUGAACGGCUUGAGAAAGAAAUUAUUGAUGUCCAAGAGAUAAGCGUAAGCAUUCCCCAAUGACAAGUUUUAUCUUACAAAAAGUUUUAUUUUAUGUGUAUUUUUUUUGUUUAACUCAAUAUUCUGAUGUAUGAUCAUCUGUCUUUACCUGUGUGUGUUGGUGUAAUCAGAAAAAGCUCAGCACGAUGACUGCAGAUGAGUACUUUGAGAAGCACCCAGAACUCAAAAAGAAGUUUGAUGACGAAAUCCGUAAUGACUACUGGGGAUACUGAUCAUCAUGUUUCUUGUAUUUUCCUCUCCUGCCUGAAAAAGAAGCUACCUUUCUCUACUCUUUCUCUUUUUUUUUUCUUCUUUUUCUGUGAUUUUCUUAAUAAGUACACUUCCCUGAUGAGAUCUUCAUUGGAGAUACAAUGAGACAAUAAUGAUCAACCUAUCUGAUUAUAGCAAUCAAUUUCAUAAAAUUGUUCUGAUGAAACAGCAUGCAUGAAAGAUACUCUGAUCGUACGAUCAGUAGUACAGUACUUCUUCAAGUAUGAAACGACUCAAAU